This is a messenger RNA of Mizuhopecten yessoensis (Yesso scallop), 1707 nucleotides long. Its product is annotated as alpha-1,2-mannosyltransferase ALG9-like. Gene Ontology annotation, cellular component: endoplasmic reticulum membrane. The transcript is spliced from 16 exons. The record is from RefSeq and is a predicted model, not a curated record. Gene Ontology annotation, biological process: protein N-linked glycosylation. Gene Ontology annotation, molecular function: alpha-1,2-mannosyltransferase activity. Bases 14 to 1687 code for a protein of 557 amino acids. Lineage: Eukaryota; Metazoa; Mollusca; Bivalvia; Pectinida; Pectinidae.
GCGGAGCAGCAAGAUGUCAGCCUCUACAAAACAGAGGAGAAAAAACUCGAAAACAGAUAAAGUUGUUCCCGAUGCAAUCAGAAGUGAUGUACAGGUGCCUGCUAGUGGCUCCCCAGACCAGCAGCAGCCUUGGACCCCCUCGGCAUACACAGCUUUCAAGAUUGUCUUGUCAGCACGGUUGUGUGCAGCAGUAUGGAACAUUGUUGGUGACUGUGAUGAAACUUUCAACUACUGGGAACCUGUACAUUUCCUGAUCUACGGAUCGGGGUUUCAGACCUGGGAGUACUCGCCUGUGUAUGCCAUCAGGUCCUACGCCUACUUGUGGAUCCAUGCCCUACCUAUACGACUCUAUAAUAGCCUUUUCCAGGCAAACAAGAUACUUCUGUUUUACCUGCUAAGGUGUUUACUGGCAUUGUGCUGUGCAGGAUGUGAAAUCUAUUUUUACAGGGGAGUAUGUAAACAUUUUGGAGCGAACACUGGGCGGAUCAUGCUGUUCCUGUUAUUGCUCAGUACAGGAAUGUUUAUAUCAAGCUCUGCCUUCCUUCCCAGUAGUUUUUGUAUGUACCUUACUUUUGUGUCAAUGGGAGGCUGGUUCCUCAGGCACUACAGUGUGGCCAUUUUAGGAACAGCAGCCAGUGCCAUACUUGGUUGGCCAUUUGCUGGAAUUCUUGGUGUUCCUAUUGCCAUAGAUGUACUUUUGAGGCGACGUAAAGUGAAAGAGUUCAUAAUAUGGAGUCUUAUAUCCCUGGCUGUGUUCCUACUGCCAAUGAUGAAGAUUGACUCACUAUAUUACCAGAAGAUGGUGAUAGCACCGCUUAACAUUGUCAUGUAUAAUGUAUUUACUAGUCAUGGACCAGACCUGUACGGAGUUGAACCAUUUUCAUACUACUUUCUGAAUGGAUUCCUUAAUUUCAACAUUGUAUUCAUCUUAGCAUUAUCAUGUCUACCAAUAACAGUGUGUGUUAAAAGUUUACUGAAAACAAAAAAUACAGACAUUCCAUUAUGGUUGGCCAUUUUACCAAUGUACAUAUGGAUAAUCAUAUUCUUCACAAGACCUCACAAGGAGGAGCGAUUCCUGUUUCCAAUCUACCCAUUUUUUGUUCUUUGUGGAUCUAUCAGCAUCGACUACAUACAGAAGCUUUGGUGUUAUCUAUUCACCAGCCAGUCGUCCAGGCACUACACCGACUAUACAAACUGGAUUUCCCAGGCUACAGCAUUCACCUACUCUCUCGUCUCAUUGUCCAGGAUAUUUGCUAUCUACCAAGGUUACCAUGCCCCCCUGGACUUGUAUGUAGGACUGAAUAAAAUUGCUGCUGAUCCUCAAAUACACACCCUCUCCACUGACAAACCUGUUAAUAUCUGUGUCGGCAAGGAAUGGUAUCGCUUUCCAAGCAGUUUCUUCUUGCCUGGGGAGAACUGGAACCUAAAGUUUAUUGAGUCUGAUUUUAAAGGCCAACUACCCCAACCAUUCCAGAAAGGCCCUGAUGCUACAAGUGUCAUCCCUAGUCAUAUGAAUGACAUGAAUAAGGAAGAAAAGUCCAGAUACGUUGACAUCAGUAAAUGCCAUUACUUGGUAGACUUGGAUCUAACCCAGGAGUCACCUCUUGAGCAUAGAUAUUCACAAAAGAAGGAUGAAUGGAAAGUCUUACUGUCUGUAGACUUUUUGGAUGCCUCCAGGUACAGUUAAAAGUUUGGUGUUUUGUUUGA